Messenger RNA from Aureococcus anophagefferens, 612 nucleotides. Its product is annotated as expressed protein. Bases 1 to 612 code for a protein of 203 amino acids. The record is from RefSeq and is a predicted model, not a curated record. The transcript has a single exon. Lineage: Eukaryota; Pelagophyceae; Pelagomonadales; Pelagomonadaceae.
AUGCUGCCCGCGGCGCCCGCGAGCGUGUCCCAAAAGGUCGACUCCCUCCUCACCGAGCUGGGCUUCGCCGAGACGGAGGACUCGCUUCCCAAGAAGAUCGACAUGGCGGUGAACGAGCUCGGCAUGAAGAAAGAGGUCAAAUCGAUGAAGAUGGUGGAGAAGGUGGACGCCUGCCUCGCGACGCUCGGGAUGACGGUGGCCGGAGACGAGGCGGCUUUGGUGGCGCCCCAAUCCCGGGAGACCCAACCCAUGGAUUUGGCGGCCCGCGGCCGUUUCAACGGCAUGGCAUACGGACCCAUGCCCCUCGAGUACUACGGCGGCGGGUACGGCUGGGGCGGCGGGUACGGCUGGGGCGGGAUCUCUCCCUGGGGUGGGAGUGGCCUCACAUUCGCCGGCAUCCAACAACGAAGCUACUACGGCGGCUACUACGGCGGCUACUACGGCAUGGGCUACGGCGGCUACGGCGGCUUCUACGGCCGCGGCUACGGCGGCUACGGCAUGGGCGUCGGUUACGGCUACGGCGGCUACGGCGGCUACGGCGGCUACGGCGGCUACUACGGCUCUACGACCCGUGGCCGCCGCUGGUACGACUCGCCCUACGGCGGCUGGUAG